UGUUGUAGUCGAUUCAUAGCUAUGAUCCGUAUCCUAUUUCGGGUUUCCUGGUAGGAUUAGGGUUUUGGGAAAGAACCAAAUACAUUUAUUUUUGCUAGUCUUUUCUGAAAAGAAACAGUUUCGUAUGAUUAGGGCAUUUAGAGUACAGUGUAACUCUGGUAUUACGACUCAGUUAACUUAUACAGGGUGGUGGAAACAAAGCGCUGAUUUUAUUUGUGAAGGGAAUCGGUUAGUCAGCUAGCUUUAGCUUUUAGCCUGCACUGUUGGACAUGUCUGCCUCGGCCGGUGCCUCUCCGUCAGCCCAGGCCACGGCCCUGGUCAGUCCAGGCACGGGGAUGUCUAUGUUUCGGUGGCUUGAGGUUCUGGAGAAGGAGUUUGACAAGGCGUUUGUUGACGUCGAUUUACUACUUGGAGAAAUCGACCCAGAUCAAGCUGACAUCACAUACGAGGGUCGUCAAAAGAUGACAAGUCUCAGCUCCUGUUUUGCUCAGCUUUGCCACAAAGCCCAGACGAUUUUUCAACUUAAUCACAAAGUAGAGGCUCAGCUGGUGGACCUGCGUUCGGAGCUGACUGACGUGCAGGCGGAGAAGGUGGUGGUGGAGAGGGAGGUCCACGACCAGCUUCUCCACCUUCAUGCCAUGCAGCUGCAGCUUCAUGCCAAGGCUGGACAGACUGUGGACUCUGACUCCAUCAAAGACAGGAUGCCUGUUCCCUCAGUGGAGGAGAUGGAGAGGGAGCUGCAGGCCAACAAGAAGGAGAAGGUGAAGGAGGUGAAGCUGGAGGCAGAGGUCAAGCUGCAUAAGAAGGAGAAUGAGGCCCUCCGUAGGCACGUCGCUGUACUGCAGGCUGAGGUCUAUGGGGCCAGAUUGGCAGCCAAGUACCUGGACAAGGAGCUGGCUGGAAGAGUACAGCAGAUUCAGCUGCUUGGUCGGGACAUGAAGGGGCCCGCUCACGACAAGCUGUGGAACCAGCUGGAGGCUGAGAUCCACCUCCACCGCCACAAAACAGUUAUCCGGGCCUGCAGGGGGCGCAACGACCCCAAGAAACCCCUAGCGUCUCCAGUGGGGCAUGAAACAGAUAUACUGAAGAAGACCCAAGGAGUUGGUCCUAUUCGUAAAGUAGUGUUGGCCAAAGAAGAUCACGAGGGACUUGGAAUUUCAAUCACGGGUGGUAAGGAACACGGGGUGCCCAUCCUGAUCUCAGAGAUCCAUCCUACCCAGCCUGCGGAGCGCUGUGGGGGGCUCCAUGUGGGCGAUGCCAUCCUGGCUGUCAACAGCAUCAACCUGAGGGACGCCAAACACAAGGAGGCUGUCACCAUCCUCUCACAACAGAGGGGAGAGAUAGAGUUUGAGGUGGUGUACGUGGCCCCGGAGGUGGACUCUGACGAUGAGAACGUGGAGUAUGAGGAUGACAGCGGCCAUCGCUACCGGCUCUACCUGGAUGAGCUGGAGGAGGGGUCAGCCACCAGCAGGGACAAUGGCACAGCAGACACAGCAUCACUACAAGCCCUGGAAAAGAUGUCCGUGGGUGACGGCCCAGAGAACCGAGACACAGGGAUCUUCAGUGAGACGCCAUCGGAGGAGACCCCGUCUAAGACUGCUGUGUCCGGAAAGAGCACCUCCUAGAGAGGCGGGGAGGAUCUGGAGGAAUGGGGGGGAGGGGUGAUGGGGGGUGCAGAGGAGGGAGAAGAGCUGAAAGACUGGGCUGCACAUGUAUUUUUGUACUAUACUGUAUGAGAUUUAAGAGACUGGACAGCAUCAGAGUCCACUGGAGGAUGUAUGAGGGGAGAAAUGGGGAUAAAGUCGACUCCUCAUUAAGUCGUCAUGGAAACGCACUCAAAGCUCUGUUGAAUUCAUGUUACUAUCUUUGUGCAACGGUGAGGAACCAAUGAGAGAAGACCACAGAUUGAGGAGAAGAUAUGGGUCUAGAUGAUUGAAUGGAUGGACUGAGUGGUAUUUUUCUGUGUGUAUAGUUACUGAUCCUAUUUGCCCCCACAUUAAGACUACACUUCCUUACUGUGAGACUGCCCUGCUGGUAAUGAAUACUGUUUUACUAGGCUGAGGAAAUCUUCUCCCUUCAUAAAUGUUGGCUUUUAUUUAUCUCUUACACAUGUAGCUUGUGUAGAGGGGUUUCCCUCAACUGUAAUGUUCAUCUUCUACCACUGAUUAUGAUCUCAAUGUUUAUUCCCAAACCUGCACCGCUCUAAGAUCCACCUACUAGUAGGCUUAGCCCUCAAGUGUUCAGAAUAUAGAACAGCCACAUUCACCUACUGGAUGUCAAAACAGAAUGUACAGUCAGGGAAAGACUUGUCAGAAUUCAAAGGAUUUCAACUAUUAGGGUGUUCCAUCUGUGAUCAAUGUAUCACAGUCCUCAUUACACAACAUUUUCAUUUAAAGAUGGGGCACUCUGAGCAAUGCAUCUUGUGUGCUACCUCAUUGUCUUCAUACUGUUCACUGACUGAUGUUCUCUGAAAACAAGAUAUGUAUGACAAAGUUACUGGUAUCUCUGGAAGUAUUUCUUUCACAAAUAUAUAUAUUACCACAAGCUCCGUUGCCAGAAUUUAGAAGUGCAAUAUCUUUAAUCUCAACUAGGGUUUCUCCUUUACCGCCUUUGUUCUUGUCCCUUUUCACGCAAGGUACAUAUCUUGCUUGUCCCCGAAGUCCUUCGCUGUAUUGUUUUCCCACCCUUCUCUAUUACUGGUGUGCUGUGAUCUUGUAUCAGUGGCUGUGUUUUCAGACUCGUUAGGACCCAAAGAUGACUGACCGCAGCGUGUCGGCUGCACUGUGUUCUGAUAUUAAGAGCUGUCAGAUGGUUAUCAACCUGUCUGAGGGAUGGGAGUUUCCAGCUUUAAUCUAUGAAUUUUACACAAACAAAAGGUUUGUGUACAUGCAAACAGGUUUUUAUGCACUGAAGAUCAAUUUAAAAAAUAAAAUCCACACUCAUCUUUGAAACUAUAGAAAGUUCUGUGUAUACUAUAUAAAUGUAUUAGCUGUUUUAAAACAUGAAAUCAGUGCAUUUCUGUAGAUCAUAUUGGAAUUUAGCUACUGUAGUAGCUAGCAUCUCUACUGUACUCAUUACAAAUGUACCCCCAUAGAGGGACUGAGGGGUUGAGGUGGUCAUGACAACCUGCAGCCUUGUGUUCCAAUCUUGACCUCAUUCAUAGCUAAUCUGCAGUACUGUUUAUUUAAUUUUUUAUCUACACUAAUCAAAAAUGUAAAUGCAACAUGUAAAGUGUUGGUCCCAUGUUUCAUGAGCUGAAAUAAAAUAUCCUCAAAGUUUUC
Messenger RNA from Salmo salar (Atlantic salmon), 3281 nucleotides. Its product is annotated as Golgi-associated PDZ and coiled-coil motif-containing protein. The record is from RefSeq and is a predicted model, not a curated record. Gene Ontology annotation, molecular function: transmembrane transporter binding. Gene Ontology annotation, biological process: negative regulation of protein localization to cell surface. Lineage: Eukaryota; Metazoa; Chordata; Actinopteri; Salmoniformes; Salmonidae. Gene Ontology annotation, cellular component: membrane; Golgi apparatus; trans-Golgi network transport vesicle.